GCUUGGGGCUGAAGAUGCCCCUCCAUCUGUAACGCUAAUUGCGUGUGUGCCCUUUACUGUUUUCUCUUGUAGUUAGAGAAUCCGAGGACCCCUUUUGUUCUUCCUCCAGGUUGCUUGAUGGGAGGCAUGAUGGCUCCAAAAGACAUAAUGACGAACACACAUGCUAAGUCCAUCCUCAACUCGAUGAACGCCCUCAGGAAGAGCAAUACACUUUGCGACGUGACCCUGAGGGUGGAGCAGAAAGACUUUCCUGCCCACCGCAUUGUGCUGGCUGCCUGCAGCGACUACUUCUGCGCCAUGUUCACCAGCGAGCUUUCAGAAAAGGGGAAGCCGUAUGUUGAUAUCCAGGGUCUAACCGCGUCUACCAUGGAAAUCCUGCUGGACUUUGUAUACACAGAAACGGUGCAUGUGACGGUGGAAAAUGUUCAAGAACUGCUUCCAGCAGCCUGUUUGCUACAACUGAAAGGUGUGAAGCAAGCCUGCUGCGAGUUCCUAGAAAGUCAGCUGGACCCUUCCAACUGCCUGGGUAUCAGGGAUUUUGCUGAAACUCACAAUUGUGUUGACUUGAUGCAAGCAGCUGAGGUCUUUAGCCAGAAGCAUUUUCCUGAAGUGGUACAGCAUGAAGAGUUCAUUCUUCUAAGUCAAGGCGAGGUGGAAAAGCUAAUCAAGUGCGAUGAAAUUCAGGUGGAUUCUGAAGAGCCAGUCUUUGAGGCUGUCAUCAAUUGGGUGAAACAUGCCAAGAAGGAGCGAGAAGAGUCCUUGCCUGACCUGCUACAGUAUGUGCGGAUGCCCCUGCUAACCCCUAGGUACAUCACGGAUGUAAUAGAUGCUGAGCCUUUUAUCCGCUGUAGUUUGCAGUGCAGGGAUCUAGUUGAUGAAGCCAAGAAGUUUCAUCUGAGGCCUGAGCUGCGGAGUCAGAUGCAAGGGCCCAGGACGAGAGCUCGUCUAGGAGCCAAUGAGGUGCUGCUGGUGGUUGGGGGUUUUGGAAGCCAGCAGUCUCCCAUCGACGUGGUUGAAAAAUAUGACCCCAAGACUCAGGAGUGGAGCUUUUUGCCGAGCAUCACGCGUAAGAGACGUUACGUGGCCUCAGUGUCUCUCCAUGACCGGAUCUAUGUCAUUGGUGGCUAUGAUGGCCGCUCCCGCCUCAGUUCGGUUGAAUGUCUUGACUACACAGCAGACGAGGAUGGCGUCUGGUAUUCUGUGGCCCCUAUGAAUGUCCGGCGAGGCCUUGCCGGAGCCACCACCCUGGGAGAAAUGAUCUAUGUCUCUGGAGGCUUUGACGGAAGCAGGCGUCACACCAGUAUGGAGCGAUAUGACCCAAACAUUGACCAGUGGAGCAUGCUGGGAGAUAUGCAGACAGCCCGGGAAGGUGCUGGUCUGGUAGUGGCCAGUGGAGUGAUCUACUGUCUAGGAGGAUAUGAUGGCUUGAAUAUUUUAAAUUCAGUUGAGAAAUAUGAUCCUCAUACAGGACACUGGACUAAUGUCACACCGAUGGCCACCAAGCGUUCAGGUGCUGGAGUAGCCCUGCUGAAUGACCAUAUUUAUGUGGUUGGGGGAUUUGAUGGUACAGCCCACCUUUCUUCUGUUGAAGCGUACAACAUCCGUACUGACUCCUGGACAACUGUCACUAGCAUGACUACUCCACGAUGCUAUGUGGGGGCCACAGUGCUUCGGGGGAGGCUGUAUGCAAUUGCAGGAUAUGAUGGGAAUUCCCUGCUGAGCAGCAUUGAGUGCUAUGACCCCAUCAUCGACAACUGGGAAGUGGUGACAUCCAUGGGAACCCAGCGCUGUGAUGCUGGGGUGUGUGUCCUCCGAGAGAAGUGACUGCUGUCAGAGCAGCAGCCGGAGCUGGCAGCCAGUCCAAGGAAGUUUGCAGGAGCAUCAAGGAUCCUUCCAGAAUGUCUGGUUCUCACUAUCUGAACAGGGUGAUUACAGGCACCAGUGCAGUGAUGAUUGUACUUAUUUG
Molecule: messenger RNA, 1966 nt
Organism: Ochotona princeps (American pika)
Lineage: Eukaryota; Metazoa; Chordata; Mammalia; Lagomorpha; Ochotonidae
Gene: KLHL12
Product: kelch like family member 12
Exons: 11
Coding region: 118-1824 (568 amino acids)
Molecular function (GO): protein binding
Source: RefSeq, a predicted model, not a curated record